Ascochyta rabiei is the source of this 945-nucleotide messenger RNA. RefSeq names its product eukaryotic translation initiation factor 2 subunit alpha. Lineage: Eukaryota; Fungi; Ascomycota; Dothideomycetes; Pleosporales; Didymellaceae. Gene Ontology annotation, molecular function: translation initiation factor activity; RNA binding; ribosome binding. The record is from RefSeq and is a predicted model, not a curated record. The coding region runs from base 1 to 945 and encodes 314 amino acids. The transcript has 4 exons. Gene Ontology annotation, cellular component: eukaryotic translation initiation factor 2B complex; multi-eIF complex; eukaryotic translation initiation factor 2 complex.
AUGUCUCUCACAAAUUGCCGGUUCUACGAGGAGAAGUACCCGGAGGUGGAGAGCUUCGUCAUGGUGAACGUCAAGCAGAUCGCAGAGAUGGGCGCAUACGUCAAGCUGCUCGAGUAUGACAACAUCGACGGCAUGAUCCUGCUCUCCGAACUGUCGCGCAGACGUAUUCGAUCCAUCCAGAAGCUCAUCCGUGUUGGCCGCAACGAGGUCGUCGUCGUGCUGCGUGUCGACAAGGACAAGGGCUACAUUGACUUGUCCAAGCGCCGUGUGUCGCCCGAGGACAUCGUCAAGUGCGAGGAGCGCUACAACAAGUCGAAGAUGGUGCACAGCAUCAUGCGCCACGUCGCCGAGAAGACACAGGUGCCCAUCGAGGACAUCUACCAGACAAUCGGCUGGCCGCUGAACAAGAAGUACGGCCACUCCAUCGACGCCUUCAAGCUCAGCAUCACCAACCCGGAGGUGUGGAACGACGUCACCUUCCCCAACGACGUCGUCAAGGAAGAGCUGCAGAGCUACAUUGGCAAGAGGCUGACACCCCAGCCCACCAAGGUGCGCUCGGACAUUGAGGUCACCUGCUUCGGCUAUGAGGGCAUCGACGCCGUCAAGGAGGCUCUGCGCACUGCUGAGGCCAAGAACACACCCGACAACCAGGUCAAGGUCAAGCUCGUAUCGCCUCCCCUCUACGUCCUCACCUCCCAGUGCCUCGACAAGACCGUUGGUAUCUCCACUUUGGAGCAGGCGAUCGAAGACAUCAAGGCCAGCAUUACAAAAGCUGGCGGCGACUGCCAGGUCAAGAUGGCUCCCCGUGCCGUCACCGAGAACGAUGACGCCGAGCUGGCUGCGCUCAUGGAGAAGCGCGAGCGCGAGAACCAGCAGGUCAGCGGUGACGAGGAUGAGAGCUCGAGCGAUGAGGGCGAGGUCGGCGCGGCGGCUGCAGAGGCCUAG